AUGGCACAGCAUAAUUUUGAGACAAAAUUCGAAGAGGCUUUGUUCAAGAAAUAUUCUCAAUGUGCAAAAUAUCUCAUUCCUAAAGAGGUGUACUACAAGACCAUUGAUGAUCUGAAAACAGCAGCUGAAGCUUCCACUACCAAGUCACAUCACCAGUACUACAUCCUAAAAUAUGUCACCUCACAAAGUUUUGUUAUCCUGAGGCCCCUGUCUUCCAAGAGAGCUGCUGAAGUUGCCUUUCAACUGUUGGAUAUAUUCCUCCUCUUUGGUGCACCAGCUAUUCUUCAGAGUGACAAUGGCUCAGAAUUCACAGCCCAAGUCAUCACAGAGCUCAAAGAGUUGUGGCCGCAGCUCAUCAUGGUUCAUGGCAAGCCCAGACAUCCCCAAAGCCAGGGUUCUGUUGAAAGCCAUGCCAUGGUUUACAAAGCCAUGUUUGGAGAGGACCCUAAAGUUGGAUUGACAUCUUCUAGCCUCCUACCUGAAAUUCUGGAAAGGCUUCAAUCUGAAGAUGACCUUUUAGCACUUUAUCAGGCACCCAUCCUCUGA
Gigantopelta aegis is the source of this 546-nucleotide messenger RNA. RefSeq names its product KRAB-A domain-containing protein 2-like. Gene Ontology annotation, molecular function: nucleic acid binding. Gene Ontology annotation, biological process: DNA integration. The record is from RefSeq and is a predicted model, not a curated record. NCBI's taxonomy places the organism in Eukaryota, Metazoa, Mollusca, Gastropoda, Neomphalida, Peltospiridae. The coding region runs from base 1 to 546 and encodes 181 amino acids. The transcript has 2 exons.